AUGGCGUUCCUCAUGCGCCGACCGUUCGCCGUGACGGCUGCACUCAAGCAGACGCCCACGCCCACGCUCAUCACAUCGAGCGCCUUCCGCGCCGCCUUCCACCAAGGACCGAUCAGAAAGGCACCCGCACCGUCCAGCUUCAGCACCAAGUUUGCCUCAUCACGAGCAACCUUCCGCAGCGCCUUUCAAUCCUCGUUCCGUCGCAACUACCAGCAACCCGCGGCCUUCCCCAACCCUGCCGCCUCUGGAAACCUCACUCAGCGUCUUCUCUAUGGCGGUGCCAUCUUCGGCGGUACUCUUCUUGCCAUCAACCUCGUCUUCAACCGUGAAACCAGAGAGGACGGCGGCAUGCCUCCCUUCGAACGCGCCUACCUGAACGACACGUUCCUGCACACUGGCCUCGGAAUCGGAAUCAUCGGUAUCGCUGCUCGCGCUCUUCAUGCAAACGGAUGGAGCUACCGUCUCAUGGCUGCCAACCCCUGGUUGAUCCUCGGUAUCGGUCUCGUUGGCUCCAUCGGCACCAUGAUGGGUACUCGCAUGUGCCCUCCUGAGAACUACGUCGCCAAGUACGCCCUCUGGACCGCCUUCAACCUGACCCAGGCCGCCCUUCUGUCUCCUCUCAUGUUCUACAACCCCGCCAUCCUCGCCCGUGCCGGUCUCUACACUGUCGGUCUCAUGGGCAGCAUUGCCUUUGUCGGUGCCACUGCCAAGACUGACAAGUACCUCUACAUUGGUGGCCCCCUUCUUGCUGGUGUCGCUGUCGUCGCUCUGUCCGGUCUCGCUCCUCUGGUUCUUCCCGCCACCGCCACGCGCGCUCUCAUGUUCUCUGAGAACCUCUGGCUCUACGGCGGUCUUGUCGUCUUCGGUGGCUUCACCCUCUACGACAUUCAAAAGAUCCUCCACCACGCCCGUCUCAGUGAGCGCGGUCUGAUCAAGCGCGACCCCGUCAAUGAGGCCAUCAGUCUCGAGCUCGACUUUAUCAACAUCUUCGUUCGCAUGGUCCAGAUCUUGGCCAUGCAGCAGAACAGAAGAAAGUAA
Molecule: messenger RNA, 1038 nt
Organism: Aureobasidium uvarum
Lineage: Eukaryota; Fungi; Ascomycota; Dothideomycetes; Dothideales; Saccotheciaceae
Source: the annotation of a GenBank genome assembly